Messenger RNA from Cynoglossus semilaevis (tongue sole), 2442 nucleotides. Its product is annotated as calpain-2 catalytic subunit-like. The coding region runs from base 176 to 2275 and encodes 699 amino acids. The transcript has 21 exons. The record is from RefSeq and is a predicted model, not a curated record. Gene Ontology annotation, molecular function: calcium-dependent cysteine-type endopeptidase activity; calcium ion binding. Lineage: Eukaryota; Metazoa; Chordata; Actinopteri; Pleuronectiformes; Cynoglossidae. Gene Ontology annotation, cellular component: cytoplasm. Gene Ontology annotation, biological process: proteolysis.
CGCCACAAGGGCAGGAUGAGAGCAGGUGUGCCAGAACCUCGACAACAAGCAGCCAGAGCUGAGGGUGUGGACACUGUCAGUGUGCGUUCAAAUGACAGAGACAGCCACACGCACACACACCUGAGCACAGGGAGAACGACAACCUGCUCCAUCCUCCUGUCAACUGUCAGAAAUCAUGUCCGGCAUCGCUGCAAAGCUUCAGCACAACCGGGAGAAAGCGCAAGGGAUCGGAGCCAACGACCAUGCGGUGAAAUACCUGAACCAGGACUUCGAGUCUCUGCGGAGCGGCUGCCUGGAGAGAGGGCGGCUGUUCGAGGACGACUGCUUCGAGGCGCUGCCUUCAUCGUUGGGCUUCAAUGAGCUGGGGCCGAACUCUCAUAAAGUGCGAGGCAUCAAGUGGAUGAGACCCACGGAGUUGUGUUCUAAUCCAAAAUUCAUCGUAGAAAAUGCUACCAGGACUGACAUUUGUCAAGGAGCCCUUGGUGACUGCUGGCUCCUCGCAGCCAUUGCUUCCUUGACUCUUAAUAAGCAGGUUUUGUCUCGGGUCGUCCCCCACGACCAGAGCUAUGACAGGAACUACGCUGGAAUCUUUCACUUUGAGUUCUGGCAGUUUGGUGAGUGGGUGGAUGUGGUGGUCGAUGACCGUUUGCCUACCAAAGAUGGAAAGCUGCUGUUCGUCCACUCAGAGGACAACACAGAGUUCUGGAGUGCACUGCUGGAGAAGGCUUAUGCCAAGCUGAAUGGAUGCUACGAGGCUCUCUCCGGUGGCAGCACCAUUGAAGGAUUUGAGGACUUCACUGGAGGCAUCGCUGAGAGUCAUGACCUGCGAAGGGCAGACCCUCAUCUCUUUCACAUCAUUGACAAGGCUCUGCAGAGAGGCUCUCUUCUGGGAUGCUCCAUCGACAUCACCAAUGCACGUGACUCAGAGGCCAUCACAGACAGUAAUCUGGUGAAGGGCCAUGCAUAUUCCAUCACAGGAGUGGAGCAGGUGGAGUACAGAGGAGACACGGAGAGGUUGAUCAGAAUCAGAAACCCAUGGGGACAGGUGGAGUGGAACGGAGCCUGGAGUGACAGUUCUUAUCAGUGGAGAUACGUCAGUGAUGAUGACCGAGAGAGGCUGACCAAACGGGAUGAUGGCGAAUUUUGGAUGUCAUUUUCUGACUUCCUGGACAAUUAUUCCCGCAUCGAGAUCUGCAACCUCACCCCCGAUGCCCUCACUGGUCAGGAGUACAAGAAAUGGUCAGAGACGGAGUUUGAGGAAUCCUGGAGAAGUGGCGUUUCAGCUGGUGGCUGCAGAAACUAUCCACGUUCCUUCUGGCAAAAUCCUCAGUUUGUCAUAAAGUUGGAUGAAGUGGACGAUGACCCCGAUGACGGCGAGGAGGAGGGCUGCACCGUCAUAGUGGGCUUGAUGCAGAAGAACAAGCGUCGCAUGAGAAAAAUGGGCGAGGACAUGGAGACAAUUGGUUUCGCCAUCUAUGAGCUUCCGGAGGAGUACUACGGUAAAAGGCAGGUGCACCUGAAAGAACAGUUCUUCCUCAGGAACUUCUCAGCAGCUCGCUCUGAGACCUUCAUCAACCUGCGGGAGGUGUCCAACCGCUUCUGCCUCCCCCCGGGGGAAUACCUCAUCGUUCCCUCGACCUUUGAGCCGUACAAGAAUGGAGAUUUUUACUUGAGGGUGUUCUCAGAGAAACCCGCUGACUUCCAAGAGAUAGAUGAUCCAGUGGAAAGCCACGUGGAGGAGAUUGAGAUUGAUGAGGACGACAUCAGCGCCAAAUUCAAGUCGCUGUUCGGACAGCUGGCCGGACAUGACGUAGAGAUUUGUGCACUAGAGCUUCAGAAGAUUCUCAACAAAGUCGUGACAAGAAGAAGUGACAUCAAAACAAAUGGAUUUAGUAAGAUCACGUGUCACAACAUGGUCCAGCUGCUGGAUAAAGAUGGAACUGGCAAACUGGGACUGGUGGAAUUUAAGAUCCUGUGGACAAAGAUAGAAAAAUACCUGGAUCUGUACAAAUCCAGAGACACAGACGGCAGUGGCUGUAUGAGUUCCUCUGAAAUGCGGAUGGCUGUCGAGGAUGCAGGAUUCAGUCUGAACAACGCUCUACAUCAGAUUGUUGUGGCGCGCUACAGCGACCACAACUCCAUUGACUUUGACAAUUUUGUCUGUUGCCUGAUUCGCUUGGAGUCACAGUUCAACACGUUCAAGGUCUUGGACAAAGACGGGACUGGUACGAUAGAGCUAGGCUUCAUGGAGUGGCUCAAUUUUGCGAUGUCUUAGAAGAGAUUAAUGAAGAUUAACAGUGGAAGAAUCUAGAUUUUGUAUUAAAAAUCAUUACAAAAGUAUCCUGCUAAAUGUUAGCGUCUUCUUUAACCAGUGUGUUUUAUUCCAUCCAUUUUAUUCCAUAAUUAAAAAAACAGUUUUACAACUCCAGUGUUUGUGAUGCU